UGUGUAGAUCUGGGGUACAAGGGUCACUGAGAGCUCUGGUUUGGGGACCAACACACCACUAGUGUUUUUUUCUUUUCCUGCUGAAGCCAACUCCCACCAUAAAGGAAGGACUGCCACCUUCCAUCGACGACGACGUACCAGCCGGCUUCGCCCUUGGUAAGAAGUUGACUGUAUCUGAUAUUUGGAGGCCUUGGUGAAGAAACAGUUUCAUCUGGAAAACCAGAACAAGGCAAGGAUCUCAGCUUGGUUGAUUGAAACUUCUUCAGUCUAUUCUCUGGGUAAUGAGAGUAUAGAGCCAAACAAAAUGUCAAAUAAAAAGAGAGAGGAAAGAGAGGCGCGGUUUAAGGCGUUUGGGGAGAACUUCCGAGCCAAACUAAUCGGAAUUGAUACGGUAGAGGAGGCCAGAGGCGACAAAAUGUGUCUGGAUACGAUGGGAAAAUUAAAGGCCCUUGUCAAAACAGCCGGAGAACACAAACAGCAAAUCAUCGUCAACGUGUCAUUAGAAGGCAUUAAGAUAAUUGACUUAAAGUCAUUGGCAAACCUACACACACAUGAUGUCAUAAAGAUUUCGUUUAUUUCACGAGAUCCGACUGACAAGCGGGCCUUUGGUUACAUCUACGGUGAAGCUGGCAACCACAAAUUCUACGCCAUCAAGACACAGAAUCAGGCUGAUGAACUGGUCAUAGCUUUGAAGGAUCUGUUUGAGAUUGUGCUGUCCAACAAACAGAAGGAAGUGGUAGAGCAGAAGAAGCGCAUGGAGGAGAGCACGGUUUAUCUUGAACCGAGCUACGAUAACCCUCUGGGAUCACCAACUUCCAAAGCCCCAGCAGAAGAAAACGUCUACUCUGAAUCUCCGAUUACACUGACGACUGCUGAGCCUCAAGAGACGGCAAUAUCCAGCUUAGUGAGCUUGGAAAAUGAAGUUAGCAAUCUUCAAAUGGGUAUCACAGCCAUGGAGCAGUUGGACCUUAAUUCCCCCGAUGCAGAUCCCUUCAGCCCCGGUGCUGUCGUUACUUCAUCCACCACAGCAGACCCAUUCGCCCCAGCUACAUCGCCUCCACUACAGCCCCCACCACCAUUGCGUCCACCUCAGGCUGUGCCCCGUGCCGCCCCGCGGCAGGCCCCUGCCCCCGUGGUACCCCCUGCGGCUGCCCCUGUGCAACCUGCACCAUCCGCAGAUCUCUUCGGAGAAGUUCAGGUACAAGCUGCCCCUGCAGGCUCUGCCAAACCAUCUGACGACCUCUUCAAGGAAUUUAAGGAUACCUUUACUGCCCCGCCCCAGCCUGCUGCAGCUCCAGCAUCGACAAAUCCAUUUGGAGGAGGUAUGGGCGGAUUUGGUAUGUCACAACCUGGUAUGGGUGGCGGGUUCCAACAGCAGCCUUUCAGCCAGGCGGGAAUGGGUAUGGGCCAAGCGCCAAUGGGAAUGGGCCAGCCAGCCAUGGCUUGUGGGCAAGCAUCGAUGGGCAUGGGGCAAGCACCGAUGGGCAUGGGGCAAGCACCCAUGCAACAGCAACCACAACAACGACAGGAUCUCUUUGGCAGCACUGCGACCACCACAUCCAACUCGUUUGAUGCGUUCACCCUUCAGCCUCAGCAGGUCCACCCUAAGCCGGUCGAAAAGAACGGGCAAGCCAAGAAGCCAGACCCUUUUGGUUCCAUCGGUCUUCUGGGACAAGGCCCUGAGACCAAGGACCCCAAGAAGAAAGAUCCAUUCGCUGGGUUUAAGAUGGCCAAACCCGGCGAGGUCAAAGUACCUGAAUUCAACCCGGGAGCAGAACCUAGUAACAUCACAGCUUCUGGUAAUUUACCUGCAAUGUCACUCGAUCUCACAAAAACAUUUGACAUCACUGAUGAUUUCAGCUUGCCCUCUCCUCAAGGCCCACCGCCGCCUUUGCCGGUGGAAAUCCUUAGCCACGGUAUCAGUUUAAAGUUUGAUGAUGUUGUAGACGUUCCUCCUCCCCCUCCGCGGAGAUCCAGAAGUAGCCUCUCCGCCUCGGAGGGCACUUCCCCACUUCCGGUACCCCCUCGGGUCAAAUCCCAUUCCUUUGCAGCCCCUAACUUGUCUGUUGACUCUGCAGGGGAUCAAUUAAGAACUUCCCCAAUAACUGCUAACCUCAUAACAGCACCAUCCCUAACAAGAAACCCUUCCUCACUACCUUCCAACCUGGCUUCGUUAGACAUUGACAAUAACCUGCAUGGCAAUGACGAGGCCGCCAUUUCGGAUCUCGCUUCAACUCAUUCGAAUAGCACUGGGAACCUGUCCUCUCCAGGACGGGAGCAGAGUCCCCCUGUUAUCCAUAACCUAACUACAGACAAUGCCAUCCCAACUCCCCACACGUCAUUAGCUUCACCCACAGGCACAACAGGUACCAUGGCACUGUCAAACUCAUUACCCUCUCAGUCACCCCAAUCUUCCUGCCAUAACACAGCAACGUCAUCCAUGGAAGUCAGCAUCGCCAAGAACAUCCACUCUUCCAGGAUGGCGUCCCGACUCGACGCUCCUGUUUCAGACAAUGCAAUCGACAUUCUAUCAAGCUCAGCACCGGUACCGGACUCUUUUCUCAUGCAUCGUCAGGCUCACCAUCACAUGACCACUUCCUCGUCUAACCCCUCUCUAAGCAAGCUAGCUGCCGUUCCGAUCAUCCCCGUUGCCGAUGACCCUUUUGCCGACGAUCCCUUCCUGAGAGGGUCGCCCACUGUCAAGAAGGUCUUUGUCUUGCCUCCACAGGCUGGGCCUCAGGUCGAGACUGUCUCAAACCCAACCUCAAUCAUGGCGUCGUCAUCUGCAUCAUUUUCAUCACCAUCUUCCUCCUCCCCAUCAUCAACCACGUACCACAGAACUUUUGCCACAGUUAACACGGCUCACCAAUCCAAUGGUAGUAAUGAUAUUUCUGGUGUACGGACAGAUCCCUUUGGACUCGGCGACGUGAAGAUCGGACAGAAACCAGCCGGCAGUCAACCUCUCUUUGAUGAUUCUCCAUUCGGUGCCUUUGAUUUUGGUAAUCCUAGUAACAAGUGAUUUGCUUCUUCAAGAUCCUGAAUGGCUGCUAAUAGUAAGGUACCUGUGGACCAACGCAUGUUUAUCUUUACCACAGUGUAGUUGUAAACAAGCACACAAACAUUAGUAAAUCUUCGCAUACAGUUUUAGAUUUUUAAAUAAGGCUGACUCAACUCAUUUUUUGUAUUUCUUUAAAAGCAACUAUUGUUCUCUUAAUAUUGAGAUUUUAAAACUUGAUAUUAAAAAAUUUAAUUCACAUUAUGUUUUUUUAUAUUAUCAGUAUUAUGCUUUUUUGAAUGUCAGAAAAGAAAUAUUUAGGUUUUAAAACACAUCAUUUUGGCUAUUAAGAAAAUCAAGCUAUCUUCCCAAUUUAUAUUUUUUCCAGUUUUAUAAAAGUGAGUGUGCUAUGUUGUUGCUGGUUGAAACAAUAGGGCCUCCUGCAGCCGAUUUCAUGAAACGCUAGGAUUAACUCAUCCUAACUUAGGAUUAAUCUUAAAGUUUACAUGCUACAUAGCAGGGCUGGGACUCAUCCUAAGUCUUAAGAUUAAUCCUCAGUUAGGAAGAGUUUGGUGAAAUCAACGGCUUGUUUGCCAGCAGAUAUUUCAUUAAAAUAAGUACUUUUUCUUUACCUAAGCCGUGUGCUUAAGCCUGCGAUAUUAUACAGUUUAAUGAUCCAAUUAAGUCAACUGUUUGGAACAAAAAUAACAGGUGUAGGUUGCAAGAUGAAAAAGAUGUGUUUUUUAGCCUCUUUCUUUAAUGGUUCAUUGCUGUAAUUGGCAGUCGGGUUUGCGUAGUAGUAUUGUUACUUGCAUUGGUUCAAAUCCUUCCGAGGCACUAUGUGGAUUGGGUUUCCAGUCCCUACCCAAGUACAUGGAUUCCCCCCGGUAUAAUUUUCUGAGGUUUUCCUCCAACAUCUAAAACUAAAGCUUCCUCCCUUGUCUUCUCUCCAGUGGGAUUCUUGGCCAGUAUAGUGAUUAAGUUUGCUUUUCCGACAGUUAAUUCCUGGCUUCAAAACCAGAAAUAAUUUUGGACAUUACGUAGUUGUCAUUGUAGUCAUCUCAGAUUGGCCACAAACUAGGUCGAGUCGAGAAUUGUUUUUUCGUUAUUUGCAUUGGGGAUAAAGAGAUGUUAACUUUGCUAUUGAUGCAGUACCCACUGCCAUAGGAAUCGAACUGCCUCUAGCUACCGGGCAACCUCGGUAGUCUAGUUGGUAAGACACUGCUCUAGAAUUGCAA
Molecule: messenger RNA, 4233 nt
Organism: Asterias rubens (European starfish)
Lineage: Eukaryota; Metazoa; Echinodermata; Asteroidea; Forcipulatida; Asteriidae
Product: disabled homolog 1-like
Exons: 10
Coding region: 305-3019 (904 amino acids)
Source: RefSeq, a predicted model, not a curated record